ACAGGGCUAACAUAGAGAGACAGACAACCAUUCGCACUCACAUUACUCACCAAUUAACCCACCCCCAGUACCCGGAUGUCUUUGGACUGUGGAAGGGUCAUAUACUUUAGAUUAAUUUAAAUUAAAUUAAUGUCAAUUUAAUUGACAUUAAUUCCCCCACAUCCCCACGGCUUGCCCUGGCAAACCGUGACAGAAUAAUCCCGCCAUUAUGGAUCCAUGGACUCAACGGAGAGGUUUAGGUGGAAGGUGACAGACAAAGUAAAUCGUCUGUGUGACCUGUGGCUGGAAGCGCACGAAAAGAGGAUUUACGUUGCGCUGUGGAGAAGGUUGUCCCUGGGUGGUGGACAACCUUUUUCCGAUCGUGGCGGAUUUCCUGCUUAACACCCUUCACCUCCACUCGUCGAUCCAGGCUGUCCCCCGGCUCGGCCAGCCAGAGGAUUUCCAGCCUGGCAUGCCGGCCUCGGCGUCGCUAGGAUUUACGGACACCGCAGCCGGAUUUACGGACUUCCCAACAGCCAGCUGUGGUGAGUAGUAAGGACAGUUUUUCAUUUUCCACUCCAUCUGUUUGUUUACUUAUGAACUGUGAGACUGCCAAGCCUGUAACUCAGUCAGCCACCCAGUCAGUAACUCAGUCAGCCUCCUAGUCAGUAACUGAGUCAGUAACUCAGGCAGCCUCCCAGUCAGUAACUCAGGCAGCCGCCCAGUCUGUAACUCAGUCAGUUGCCCAGCCUAUAGCUAAGCGGUCUGCUGUUCAACUAUCUACCCCACCUACAGCAGCCUCCACUCCACUACCCACUCCAGCAGCUCUGGAUGCUGCUGGGAGUAAAAUGAACUCAAUUAGUGUGUUAAAUUCGUUCCCUGUGACUGUGAAAAUGGAAGGGGAAGAAAUGAAGAAGAGGAUAGAAAAGAUUGAGAAGAUAGAAAGUGUUGCUAAUGAUUGUAUCUCGCUGCCUUUACCCAAACUGACUGUCUGCACUGCACAGCCCCAGCCACAGCAUCCCGAGCCGGCCGUGCGCCCUGUGCAGCUGCAAUUAGUACCGCCUCUGUCAGAGGCCUCCACACCACUCUCAGCCUCACUGUCUGCUGCUGCCACCCCACUUUCCGCCUCUCUCUCUGCUCAACUGGUUGCUGUUGCUGUGCCACCAUUCACUACACCACUAGUUCAAUCACUUGCAGCUCAGCUAGCUGCUCUAGCACCUGCUCAACUUCCUCUACGAAUAUCACUACAGUCAGUAGCUCCAUCUCUAGUUCUGUCACCUGAGCCGCCACUAGCACAGCUAGCUGCCCAGCCACUUCCAUCCUCUGCUGAAUUUAUAGGGAAGCUCAGUCUGCAAGCAGAAGACUGUGGGGCGCAACCUCUGCUGGAACAAAAUGUCCGCCCUGCACAGCCCCAGCCGCAGCAUCAGGAGCCGGCUGUGUGCCCUGUCCAGUCGCAGUCGGCUUUCCUUUGGCCGGAGGUUGCAAUACCUGCUGGUCAUGCGUCUGUCUUCACUGGAGGGACCGAGGGAACGCUUCAGUUGUCAUCCUCUCCACCAUCUGCAGCUGCUACUCUACGUCUACGUCUCCACCGCCAGCAGUCGCCAUGCUGCCACCUGUGGAACUCACUCUGCCCGAGCCGGAGGGCAGCGAGCCGAAGGAGCUCAGUGAGCCGGGGGCGCUCACUGAGCCCGCACUGCUCGCGGACAAGGUCAGCGAGCCGGACUGUUCUCUGUCCACAUUUGUAUGUUGUUAGGUAUGUGUGUGCAUGUGUGUGUAGCUGUUUUCUGUGGCCAAGUUACAGGGACCUCCAGGAAUGGUGGGUGUGGACCUGCUAGGGGACUGGCCACACCCAAAGUCCUUGCCACACACCUGCUGCUGAUCUGGGCUUGUCGGGAGAGCUAUUUAGGAGAGCGAUGGAGCUUCCACCGACGUGGGACUAUUGCGUUACACUUCAUGAGGAGUGUGGGACGAGAGAGAGCAGUGAGCACGGGGAGUGCAGAGACACAGGAGCAGAGAGCACUAAACAGGGACUUUUUGGGAAGAAGACACGACACGGGAGUAAAGGGAGAGCACAGGGAUUUAUUGUCAUUUUCGCACUGUAAAUAAACGCACCACUUGCAGUGAAGAGUCCAGCGUUCUGGGUCCUCCUUUCCCCCACAUCCCCACGGCUUGCCCUGGCAA
Molecule: messenger RNA, 2160 nt
Organism: Oreochromis niloticus (Nile tilapia)
Lineage: Eukaryota; Metazoa; Chordata; Actinopteri; Cichliformes; Cichlidae
Exons: 2
Coding region: 828-1814 (328 amino acids)
Source: RefSeq, a predicted model, not a curated record